CAUUCUCAACAACGAAAAAAAAGCCCUAAACCUUUUCCACAAUAGAACGCAACUCACAAGUCACAGGCCAGCAACGAAGCGGCAUCGCCAACAACAACAACAACAACAACCACACCAAAAGCGGCAGCAGCAACAACCAAAGGGCGUUGUUGGAGUAUGGCGAAGUCGUUGAGAUCGAAGAGGCAGAAGAGGCUGAGGACUCUGAGGAGAGAAAUUGUCCAACCCUUUUACGACAACAAGGAAGCUGCAAAGCUGGCUGUUCAAGAAGCCGCUCUCAACGCUCCUAAGCUUCCCAUUCCACCUUCCUACAUCUCCACCACCACCACCACCACUGCCACAACGACAGCCAACACUACCUCUAUGGAUGUGGAGAUGGCUGACGGCAGAAACACUGCUUCAGGAUCGGCAUCCCUAAAACCUGUUGGCGGCGUAGGAAAGAAGCGGAAACAUAAAUCAAAGGGGAAGAAAGAAAAGCGGCAUGGCAAAGGGAAGAUCAGGAAGAAGAAUAUUUGACUGUGAGUUUAAUGGGGAAUCUUCUUUUCAUUACAAUGGCACGUUCUUUCCUCUAAACUACAAUUUUGGCAUAGUAAUUGGGAAUUUCACUUAGGACUGUCGAGCUUUGAAAGAUGAAGUUUUGUUGUAGAACACUAGUACCAGUAUGUGCAAAGAAAUUGCUUUUGCCAUUUUAACCAAGGUGUGUUAAGCAUAUGAUAUCAAUUGAAGGCGUCGAUAAAUAUCAAUCUGGGUUUAUUUGUCUUA
Magnolia sinica is the source of this 759-nucleotide messenger RNA. RefSeq lists its product as uncharacterized. NCBI's taxonomy places the organism in Eukaryota, Viridiplantae, Streptophyta, Magnoliopsida, Magnoliales, Magnoliaceae. The record is from RefSeq and is a predicted model, not a curated record. Bases 157 to 513 code for a protein of 118 amino acids. The transcript has 2 exons.